This is a messenger RNA of Epinephelus lanceolatus (giant grouper), 9010 nucleotides long. RefSeq names its product sterile alpha motif domain containing 4A (gene samd4a). Gene Ontology annotation, biological process: regulation of mRNA stability; negative regulation of translation; nuclear-transcribed mRNA poly(A) tail shortening. Gene Ontology annotation, molecular function: translation repressor activity; mRNA binding; protein binding. The record is from RefSeq and is a predicted model, not a curated record. Lineage: Eukaryota; Metazoa; Chordata; Actinopteri; Perciformes; Serranidae. Gene Ontology annotation, cellular component: P-body.
UGCUUUAGUCCAGAGCAGCAGAGCAGCCCGUCUGCUGGGGAGAGAGACAGAGGAAAAGUUAGUCAAGAUGGCAAAUCCCACAGACCCGGAGUGAAGGGGCACCGCUCCCCGAAAAAAGAAGCAGAGCCUGCCGCCCGUCCUGAGACAAACCCAACGAUGCUAACGGCUCCAGGAGGUGAGGCUUAAGAGGGAUUCCCUGAAGAAAAAUGCCAGUGAGGCUGAGGCUGAUGUGACACAGCGUGUGCUGGAAGAAAGCUGACUCAUCAAAUAUCAAUCCCUCUGGGAGCGACUAAGCAGCAGAGAGCAGCUCAUAUCACCUAAUGCCUAGCUAGAAGAGAGCCUUACCCCCCUAUACACACACAUACACACCAAAGGAGAUUAUCAGAGAGGAGAAGACGGUGCAGAAACCCCCCUCCAGCAGGAAUAUAUCCAGCAGUGGCUGCGGGCGAAACAAUUUUUGGCACCAGAAGGUCUAACAGUAACUGCAACAACAAAGCUAAGAAUGGCAUCACAGUGGUUCAGCUGAACCUCACCGACUGACUGACCCCUCCCUGUGUGUAGGGACAAACAACAAACAAACAGCUGAUAAGACCAGCGUCAUCCUCCAUCAGUUUUACCCCAGACCAUCAGUGUAAACUUUGGGGGAGGUUGCUCCUCUCAGCCCAGCCCCGGCACCACCACAGUCAGCCUGCCUUACCCCCGCCACGCAGACCAUGAUGUUUCGCGAUCAGGUGGGCGUGCUAGCCAGCUGGUUCAAGGGGUGGAAUGAGUGCGAGCAGACUGUGGCUCUGCUGUCCCUGCUGAAGAGGGUGAGCCGGACCCAGGCCCGCUUCCUGCAGCUCUGUCUGGAGCACUCUCUGGCUGAGUGCACCGAACUCCAGGUCCUGGAGGGAGAGGCAAACAACCCAGGGGUGAUCAGCCAGUGGCAAGGCGAGUCUAAGGAGCGGGUCAUCUCGCUUGUCCUCACCCAUCUCCCACUGCUCAAACCCGGCAACGUCGAAGCCAAGGGCGAGUACAUGCGCCUGCUGCCACGCAUCCUGGCUCACACCAUCGAGCAUGGCCGUCACCUGGAGGAGUCGCGCCAGCUCCUGUCAUACGCCCUCAUCCACCCCGCCACCUCCCUGGAAGACCGCUCUGCCCUCGCACUUUGGCUGAACCACCUGGAGGAGAGGGCGGCUGCCCGGGGAGACUCACUGGAAAGGCCUCCUCCUUCUGGACCGCACCAUCACCACCACCAGUCCACACCUCCAUCCACCCUCUCCUCAUCAGGUUCCUCCUCCUCCACUAACACCUCUUCAUCAGGCAAUCUCUACUCCUUGCAUCACCACCAGCGCUACGGCUCGGACGACCGCCUCAAUGGGUGGCAGAGCUCCAGGGAUUCAGGGCUGGGUGGAGGCUGGCAUCAGCAGCAGCAGGGCUGUGAGAACGGGCACCUCCUUCUCUACCCAUCAUCCUCUGUGCCGGCAACCAUCAACACGGUCGGGACUGGUGGAAGCGGUAACACUCUCCUGACGAGUGGAGGUGGCAGCCAGCAGCACAGUCCCCUGAAGCGCUCUGUGUCCCUCACGCCUCCCAUGAGUGGCCCCAGCAACCAGCCUCUGGGCCAUGUCUGGCUGUCCCAGGAGGACCUUCGGACCGCUCGAGGCCCAGCCCCAGACCACGCACCGCUCUCACCCCAGAGCAGCAUCGCCUCCUCAGGCAGUGGAGGCAGCGAGCAUCUGGAGGAGGCUGGUUUAGGAGGAGGGUCAGGUCUGCAUCGCAGUUCCUUCCAUGAUGAGGGCAGUGGCAUGAGGGAUGUUCCUGCGUGGCUCAAGAGUCUCCGUCUCCAUAAAUACGCCGCUCUUUUUUCCACCAUGACCUACGAUGAGAUGAUGUCACUGACUGAAGAGCAGCUAGAGGCACAGAAGGUCACUAAAGGAGCACGACACAAGAUCGUUAUCAGCAUCCUGAAGCUCAAAGAGAGGCAGAACCUACUGCGCAGCUUGGAAAAGGAUGUGUUGGAGGGCAGUAAUCUGCGCGCCCCGCUGCAGGAGCUCCACCAGAUGAUCAUGACGCCUAUCAAAGCUUUCAAUGGUGGCGAGGAGGCCUCCCUGCAGCGCCCCCUGCUGAGCCACGAGGGCAAGAGCGCAGCACCAGGCUCCCACCUGACUGGGGUUGGCGGAGGCGGAGGGGAGGCUGAGUCAGGCGCAAGCGUCAUCGCCGAGGGGGAUCUACCUGGCCAGUUCACACGUGUCAUGGGCAAAGUUUGUACCCAGCUACUGGUGUCGAGGUCAGACGAGGACAACAUCAGCUCCUACCUACAACUCAUCGACAAGUGCCUUAUCCAUGAGUCCUUCACUGAGACACAGAAGAAGAGGCUGUUGUCAUGGAAACAACAGGUCCAGAGGCUGUUCCGGUCCAUUCCGAGGAAAACCCUCCUUGACAUUGCAGGGUACCGGCCGCAGAGGAGCCGCUUCGGCCAGUCCAACUCUCUCCCCACCGCUGGCUGUGUUGGGGGCACGGGGGGCGUGUCGGCCAGGAGGAGCCUUCGCCAGUUUCAGAUGCCCUCCAGGAGCUUGCCAGGUGCCAGGCUGGGCCUGCUGGGCAGCGGGGGGCUGCUGGGACCCACACCUCGCAGCUCCAGCAGCACACCCACCGGUCCCAAGCAGGGGAGACAGGGUCUCUGGUUUGCCAACCCCGGAGGAAGCAACAGCAUGCCCAGUCGGACCCACAGCUCCGUGCAGAGGACCCGCUCCCUGCCGGUUCACACCACACCACAAACCAUGGUCAUGUUCCAACAAGCAGAUCUUCAGUUACCGGUGACAGAGCCAGACAUCAACAAUCGCCUUGAGUCUCUGUGUCUGAGUAUGACAGAGCAUGCCUUGGCAGACGGUGCCGACCGCACAUCAACAAUAUGAAAUGAGGACCUGAGUGAGAGCAGUAGGACAGCGCGGGUUCACGAGGCUCUCUCAUGAUAAGUCACCUCGAGGUCACCAGCCCUCCUGUCCCCUCUCCCUGUAGCCAAUGGUAGAGCUCAACCAAAGGAUCGGGGCAGGAUCCAAGAAACACAAGAGAGCCGACCACCAAACGGCUAACACAAGCUAUCACAUUGGCACCGUCCAUCGGGUCGGAAAAACACACUUCCUGCUCCACCAGCAUGCUCACAGUCACCUGCAUCUGGGUAAGGAGAGAGAAAAGCAUUGAACACGGCCUGGACAGUGUGUGAACAGCGCCCCCUCCCUAACCGGGGAGGACAGAAGCAGCACUGCAGCCCAGCAGAAGGGAGACGGCCUGUGGAUCAGGGCCCAGUGAGACUGAGGCCCUUUCCCUCUCCGACACCCUCUGGUCCCCGCACAUCGACCACCGCUCGUGGCAUCUUUCAAAUCCAUAACAGUACCUCAGACCCAAAAACAAGACGAGACAAGCAGUUAGAGGGAGGCAGAAGGAAGUUUGGGAUUUCCUUGAGUGUUUUCAGCGAGGACUGGGCGUCCAGCGAGGACGCUUGUAGAGCUCGGGAUGCCUCUUGCUCAGUAUUGGGUGGCAAAAAAAAAUCAUUUAUUUGUAUUGUAUGUAUUUAUUGUUUACAUAAUGAUGCUACUUUCAAAGGGUACAGAAACAUGUAUGAAUUUCAGGUAUGAAUUGUGUAAUCUGUAAAGCCUUGGCUGUCUACCAGCUUUACGUCCCACGAGUAGCCAUCACGCUAGUUUACAACCAACGUGCUUAUUCUUUAUUUUAGCAGCCAACAAUGAAGAGGUGUUGGCUUUACCAAGAGAGAGGAGAGUGACAGAGAGGAGGAGGAGGUAGAGCAGACGUGUGAAGAGGGGUCAGAGGGAGGAAGUGGAGAAAGACACAGAAAGUAGACGAAGAAAGAAUCAAACUGAGGUGAUACCGGAAAGGGAAGCGGAUGUUUAAAGGAGAAAGACAUCAGAGGCAGGACCUUUGAUCAGCCGAAGAUGACAGAGGAAGAUGAUGUCAUGUCUGAUCAUGUUGCGAGUCUGUUCAUGUGAGUGAGUGUAGGAGGAAGUGAGUUACGCACCGGUCAGUUACAUAUUGUUUAUCCACAGCAUGUACUGUAUGAACUCUUUGAAUUCAGAGCCUUUGUAGGCACGAUACAUUGAAAAUGUAGGGGUUUUUUUAUACACGUAAAUGGGAGAUUUAUGUCGUCAGUGGGAUCUGUCUGCAUGUUCAGAUACUGGGUUUAGUUAUGUUUUUUCUAAAGCAGGGUGAUAUGCUAAAGCUGCAUGUUACAACUAAAUAUCUUUCUUGGAGGAAAGGAAGAUUGUGAAAUGUGUGAAAGAUGGCAGGAAAAAAAAAACAGGAGGUCGAUCUGGUUUCCACUCGGACCGUGUUGCAACAUUGGAGAAAUCACACACUGUCAAUCCAUGAAGGGUAGUUUUCCCAGAGAUUGUCUCAUUAGCUCUUACCUCCACCUGCUGGCCAAACACAGUCAUGGCAGGGCAGACGCUGAAGUCCAUGGACACACAGGCGGAUCAUUGAAAAAUCAUUUAUGAGUAUUAUUUGGGGAGCUCUCAAAGAUCACCCCUGUAACAUGGUCUUCUGUCUGCCCCGUCAGUGCAGGCCUACAUGGAAUUUAUUUUCUGAAUCUCAUGGUUAUUCUGUGUCUUAAUAUUUAUCCUCAGUUUAUUGUGUCUGGGAUACAGACUUUAUAAGAAAAGAUGUAUAUCGAAAUAAGCUGGUUAGGAAACUCCCCGCUGUGCUGCUUUCAUCUGAGCACGUGUGCCGAGAGUCCUGACUCUGAGCAGUCAUCAUCGAGGGUUAUUGAUUAUUAUUGUUUAGUUUCUUUCAUUAGUUUGUUGCAAUUCUAUAGUGCUUCCUUUUGUAUCCUGCACUUAAUGAGAUAAUGUGAUACACUAAAAUCCAAAUGUUCAAGGCUCAAGCGACGGUUUUGUGCUUUGGAGUCGGAUCAAACGGAGCAGGUUGAAGAGAUGAGACUGACGCUGGCUCUCGACUGCAGAGCUUCAGCGUCGGUGGACGGACUAGAGUCAAGCGGUAGAAUCACGACAGGUGGCGAUGCGAGACAGCUCCUGACGCCUCUCAUUGACCUGAAAUGAUUUCUGUUUGACUGAUGGUGAGAUGUUGGAGUUGAGAACACUUUUCUGUUAUCAUGUCAUACACAGUUUAAGGACCACACCGGUGUUUGUGCAUGUUUUAGCCCAUUUACUACAAUCUCACAGCCAGCUAUUUUUAUCUUAUCUAUCUCUAGACAAGCUUCCAGUAAUUUUGUCAUGGUAUUAAAAUGAACUGGUAUGGUCAGAACAUCUCCUAGAAAUGUUAAUCCAUCACAGCAACCUUUCUUUAACUUGUUUGAUUGGGUUUUUUGGGGCAUUUUGCCUUUAUUUGAUAGUGAAAGCUGUAGAGAGACAGGAAACGCAGGGUACAGAGCUGCAAUCGAACCCAUGCCAUUGCAGUAUGGACUAAACCUUAAUGGUAUGAGCUAUUCUACAUGAGCUACUGGGGCGCCCUGUAGUGCAGCCUUUUUAAAAGAUCUGCACCUACAGAUGAAUAACUGUAUUUUAAUUUGGGAAGCUAGCUUCUCAAGCAAGCUUCAGGUUUGUGCAACCUCAGUUUCGUACCAUAACAGAAACCACUGGCUGCCUACAAGCCUGGACAAACAUAGAAUCUAUAUAACACUACAGUUCUCUUUAAAAACAGACAGCAGUGAUGCAUUCAGUGUGUGAUCUAUAUUAAAGGGACUAAAACAUGCAGAAAUCUAUGAUGGUGCCUUAUUGUGACACCUGGAGCCCAAACUGCCUUAUGACUGGCUGCAUGUGGCUUCAGACUCAAUGAUGGCAGCUUGAAACUGCAGUGUGGAUCAGUACACACACACCACAGAUAAAGUGUGUGUCGUUCGUGACGUUUUCUGCUCUUAUACUUUGAGUGUAUAAGAGCCAAGCAGACGUCGUGCGUACGUUUGUGAAUGAAGAUGAAGAUUCCACCAAAGCCUGAAUGUGACAUGAACUGAUGUUACACCUUUAAACGUCUUUUUUUUUUCUGAUGCUCCUCGCUGAGAAGCAGCAUCGUGUCUAAUCAUAGACUGUUUCAGUGUCACUGCCAUAUGAAUCAGUACUUAAAGUAGAUACAAUUAUUUAUUCUUUUUUUUUUUUUUUUUUUUUUUUUCAUAAUUUUUGCAGAGGUGAUACUUUUACUCAUUUAGGUGUAUUAUUAUUUAAAGUACCAUAUGUAUUAACAUGUUAUGGCUGGUGACCAUACGUACAUCUCAAAUAUUAACAUAGUUAUUGUUGACUUUGUUUUUCUUUUUAUGUUUUGUUGUUGCUGUUGUUGAACUAUAAUCGUGUUUGUAUCUAUCAGUGUCAUGUUGAGAUUUUUUUUUUUUUUUCUCUUGUGAAGCUUCGCUGUCGGAGCACAGCCGAGAGCAGCAGCCGGUCCGUCACAGAUACAUCGAGUCAUGUUCGGUUACAGAAUUCACGUCAGAGGAGGUGUCAGCAAACAAAACGGCGGGGUUGUUGUUGUAGUCUGUGGCAGGCCAGGAAGUAGACUGUCCAUACUGAUCUGGAGUCUGAACUUGGUGCUGUGGGUGUGUUACCACCUAACUGUAUGGUCCUGAUGGGAGAGGUGGCGACUGCAGGUUUGAAUGUGUGUUAGUUUAAAGAAUGAGACUGGCAUUAGUUAUAUUUUUCUUACUGUCAACAAAUUCCACGAAAAGACCAAAUUCAACAGUGUGUUAGUCCGUCUGUCGAUACGAUAAGUCUUUACAAGUGCAAAUGUUUAGUUUGCAAGCACCGUGCACCAAGCAGGAGGAAACAGUGCCUUUGUUGGGGACUAUUUUCAGUGGUGGAUUAAUCCACAUUUGAGGCGGUAGUGAGGAUAUGUGUCAGCAGGACGGUGUGGGUUCGUGGUAAUGAAGGAACAUGUCACUCAGUGCAGAGGUGUGUCUCACUGAUGUGUCUUUGGGACAAAGAUGGAGGUCUAUGGCACAGAAGAAAAUGAUAUAUGAGGAUUAUAUACAUAAACAUUAUUUGUUAAAUACAUUUUGGUUUUGGUCUUUCUAUGGAAUUUGUUUACAUCGAGAAAAAUCUAGACUAUGAUCAGACUUAUCUUUCAAACACAAACCUGCAGUCAGUGAUGUAAUCAAAGGGAUUAUUGAAACUGUAGUAUUUUUGCCGCAUUGUUAUUUACGUUCAUAUCACUUUGCCAUGUUUGAGUUAUAAAGGUCUUGACACAAAGGUUCAGGAGAUUUCUUUCAGUAUUGCAUAAAAACAUUAGCUCUAGUCUGUGACUGACGGCGUUUGAAUAACCUGAAGUUUAUGUGAUUUUUCUCAGUGACGUAGCAGAGCAGAGUCACAUGUUUGAGUUCAAAACAACGCAACAGGCCUCCAGUUUCCUGCAGCAUCUCUGGGUCAAAGAGACAUCCGUGUGAACACAGAACAUACCUGUGACGGGGCAGUGGAAGGUUACAGCUCUGAGGUCUGGAUUGUUACACAUCUCUUCAAACCAAAUGCUUUAUUUUUUUUUUGUGUGUGUGUUUUUUUGUUUUUUUUUUCUAAAUGCAUAUCAGCUCUGUGGGUGUCCAGGAGUGCUUCUAACGCUGUGCACACUGCAGUAUUAACAGUUAGAUAACGCCUUGAUAUUCCAAAAAAACAUUUAAUGUACUUUAAGUCGAGACAUAUAUGCUGUUUUGUAUCUUUUAUUUUUGUCAUAGAUUCUGCAGUUUAGUCAGUUUAUGUCGAUAUGGGAUGCCAAGACUAUUUUUUUUGUUUUGUUUUGUUUUUGUAAAUUCCGCAGCAUCCAUUCUGUAACAAAGUGUUACCGCUUGACUGUGCUCCUUUAUUUCAUUUAGUUUUAUUUUAUCAAAGAGCCGAUGUCCUGUAUUGACUGCAGGCUUACGUAUAUAUUUGACAAAAGAAUAUUGUAUGUUUAAUAAUAAAAAAACACAAAAAAGACAAAAAAUUGAAGAAAAUGCAGAAAAAAGAAAAGGAGAAAAUUUGGGGUGGGGGGGGUUAAAAAAAAAAGUGUAAUUUAUAUUUUAAAAACUGCAUGCACAAGGCUGGGAAAGUCAUAUUUAGAAUAACAAAUGGCAGUGCCUUUUUUGUACUCGAGACAUUCACCCCAAAUGUAAAUGGUUUUAUAUAGACUCUAAAGACUGUAAUGUUACAGGAUGAAACAGCUGUGUCGGGUCACGUUCACACUGCGGCCACAGGCGUCCUAAUUCAGAUUCCAACCCAAACCCCCCAACCAAACUGUCCCUGCCCUCAAAACUGAUCACUGUGUAAGAUAUAUUCACUUGUGUUUGAUACAGUUGACGUCCACGGAGGACAAAAAAACUAAAGAUCAUUAAUUUAGUUUGUAUUUGUGGAGACUCUCUAAAUUUAGCUGCAGCCUGCAACAUCAUCCCACAGUGAUUGUUAAGUCCUUAUUUGGGAUGAUCAUUGACAAAUAUAGAGCCACGUCUAACAGUUAUUAUCAUCAUUAAUUAAUCUGCUGAUAAUAAUUAAUCCUUUGCCCUAUAAAAGAUAAAAAAAUAGUGUGAAAUGUCUGUCAGGUGAUGUCUUUUAUUGAACAACUGUCCAAUAUAAGACAAGAAAAAGCAGCAGAUCCUCACAUUGGAGAAGCUGAAAGCAAGCAAGUUCAAGUUUAAGUCAUUUUCAAAAGAAACUUACAUGUAUUUUAGCUGCUAAACCUUUGCAGUCACUAAUUAAAGCAGCUUCAUAUCUGAUUUCUGCUGCUUUCAAAGACUAAACGUGAACAUUCAAACACAAAGUUUAAUCUGAAUUGAGCGUCGAGGCGUGUGGUUUGAACGAGGCCUGCGGCGGUGAACUCGGUCUGUUGUUUCUGUACUCUAUAGGUACUUCUUAAUGCUGAUAUGAAGUUAUGAAUUAUUCUGGUCUGUACAAAAAAUGUGUGAAUGAGUGUGUGAGUGAGUGAGUGAGUGAGUGUGUGAAAACAUUCAAGUGUUUUUCAAUGUGUCUUGCUGUAAUUUUGUGGCGACGUACCAGAAUGCUGUGACUUGGCAUGCCCCCGUUAUACAUAAAGAAAAGUUGUAACUCCUCCA